Molecule: messenger RNA, 1118 nt
Organism: Prunus dulcis (almond)
Lineage: Eukaryota; Viridiplantae; Streptophyta; Magnoliopsida; Rosales; Rosaceae
Product: putative vesicle-associated membrane protein 726
Exons: 5
Coding region: 160-819 (219 amino acids)
Biological process (GO): vesicle-mediated transport
Cellular component (GO): membrane
Source: RefSeq, a predicted model, not a curated record
UCUCUCUCUCUCUCUCUCUCUCUCUCGCGAUAAAACCACCGUGACUUUGAAUCUCUCUCUGCAACAAAAAAACCCUCAAACCCUCCGCCCUCUCUUUCCCUCUCUCUAAAUCGAAAUCGAAAGCUUCUCUCCUAGGGUUAGGGUUUGGUGAUCGAAUCGAUGGGGCAGCAAUCGUUGAUCUACAGCUUCGUGGCGCGUGGCACUGUGAUUCUCGCAGAGUACACGGAAUUCACUGGAAAUUUCACCAGCAUAGCUUCGCAGUGCCUCCAGAAACUACCUGCUACUAACAACAAGUUCACGUACAACUGCGACGGCCACACCUUCAACUACCUCGUCGAUAAUGGCUUCACAUACUGUGUAGUUGCAGUUGAGGCUAUUGGUAGACAAAUUCCUAUUGCUUUCCUUGAGCGAAUCAAGGAGGAUUUUACCGGUAGAUAUGGUGGAGGAAAAGCUGCAACAGCAGUAGCAAAUAGUCUGAACAAGGAAUUCGGGUCCAAACUGAAGGAGCAUAUGCAAUAUUGUGUUGAUCACCCUGAGGAGAUCAGCAAGCUUGCUAAAGUGAAAGCUCAGGUCUCAGAAGUCAAAGGAGUUAUGAUGGAAAAUAUUGAAAAGGUUCUUGAUCGUGGGGAGAAAAUAGAGCUUCUGGUGGAUAAAACAGAAAACCUUCGCUCACAGGCACAAGAUUUCAGGCAGCAAGGAACCCAGAUGAGAAGGAAGAUGUGGCUGCAGAACAUGAAGAUCAAGCUGAUCGUUUUGGGAAUCUUAAUUGCUUUGAUUCUCAUCAUUGUUCUAUCUGUUUGCAAUGGGUUCAAAUGCUGAUGCGAGAAUCUUAAUCAGGAGCCGGAUGGAGCUCAUCGUGCUGAUUUCUACAAGCCGGUCCACGUACAAUUAUUUUUUGUUACACAUCCUAUUUUCUACUAUAAUUUGUAUUGUAAGACAGUUUGUAUAGCUUGUAUUCGUGAAUUCUUUCUAUAUUAGUCUCUUGGAUGUGCGAAUCGGUUUUUGGUUCCUUUUGUUCCAUGGAACUUCUGUUGUAUCACUGUUGUGAGUGAUUUGGCAAACCACUGUGAGUGAUUUUAGAUUUGUUUUCAACAAAUGGAAAGGGCAUCUUCAUACUA